This is a messenger RNA of Capsella rubella, 956 nucleotides long. RefSeq names its product thiol:disulfide interchange protein TxlA homolog. Bases 157 to 735 code for a protein of 192 amino acids. The transcript has 2 exons. The record is from RefSeq and is a predicted model, not a curated record. Lineage: Eukaryota; Viridiplantae; Streptophyta; Magnoliopsida; Brassicales; Brassicaceae. Gene Ontology annotation, biological process: cell redox homeostasis.
UCCGUUGGUUUAAAUCACAAAAAGAGAAAAAACCCUAAUUUCCUAUUUCUUCGAAAUCCUCAAAUUCACUCUCGUUCUCUAAUCAUCAUCACUGAAUUGUAGUCACCGUCUCAUCAUCGCAUCGUUGCUGUGGAUUUCAAGUCGAACGGCACUUUGAUGGAUUCAAAGAUCACCAAGAACUCGUCUACUUCGAAAGAUCCUUUCUUUUGCUUGAAAUGGCCAUGGGAUUCUAACAAUCAACCCAAAUCAUCGAGCCCCUGCGACUUUCAAGGACCGUGGAUCUUCAGAUCGAUGCAAAGUAUUGGCUCUAUUGCUCUCAGCUCCUUGACUUCACUUGGCCAAAAUCCAAACUUUAGACCGAAGAAGAAGGCUUUAAGCAGUAGUGAGCAAGGAGAAGCAGAGCAGAGGGCUUUUGCAGCUGCUUUAGCCAGCCAGAAAGAAGCCACAGUACUUGAAUUUUACUCACCUAAAUGCAGACUCUGCAAUUCGUUGCUCAACUUUGUUUUAGAGGUAGAGAAGAGGAACUCAAAUUGGCUCAGCAUUACAAUGGCAGACGCAGAGAAUGAGAAUUGGUUUCCUGAGCUUCUCCACUAUGACAUAAAGUAUGUUCCUUGCUUUGUUUUGCUGGACAAAAAUGGACAAGCUUUGGCUAAGACAGGAGUUCCAAGUAGUCGUGCUCAUGUCAUUGCCGGUAUCUCUCAUCUUCUCAAGAUGAAGCGCCCACCAUCCAAGUAGUGAAACUAUGGUAGAUGAUUUCACAUUUGAUGCAAACAAGGAAUUUCUUUAAAAGGCUGUGGAUGGUUUCUUUUUGGUGCAUAUAUAAAACUUAAACUGGAAUCAGAAUCGCUGUUCUAGUAUUUCAACUGGUACUAAUGCUAUGGUAUAUAUAUGUUUUUGUUCUUCAGAUAAGAUCUCUGUUACUCCUUUCUUAAUAUUUGCAUUCUGCAUUCUCAAUA